Humulus lupulus (European hop) is the source of this 405-nucleotide messenger RNA. RefSeq lists its product as uncharacterized. Bases 1 to 405 code for a protein of 134 amino acids. The transcript has a single exon. NCBI's taxonomy places the organism in Eukaryota, Viridiplantae, Streptophyta, Magnoliopsida, Rosales, Cannabaceae. The record is from RefSeq and is a predicted model, not a curated record.
AUGCCAAACUACGCAAAGUUUAUAAAGGAGGUAAUGUCUAAGAAGCGUAAGUUAGAGGAUUAUGAAGCAAUGAAGCUAACAGAAGAGUGUAGUGCCAUUAUCAAGAGACAAUUACUGGAAAAGUUGAAAGAUCCGAGAAGUUUUACAAUUCCAUGUGUUAUUGGAGAGCUACAUAUUGAGAAUACCUUGUGUGAUUUGGGUGCUAGUAUUAAUCUAAUUUCUCUCUCUAUCUUUUGGAAACUCAAUCUUGGAGAGGUCACACCAACUACUAUUUCUUUACAAUUGGCAGAUCGUUCUUUGAAGUAUCCUAGAGGUAUAAUUGAAGAUGUUCUAGUAAAGAUUGAUAGAUUCAUUUUUCCAGUAGAUUUUGUUGUGCUUGGCAUGGAGGAAGACCAAGAAAUUUAG